AUGAUCUUAUUACAUCAAAUGGUAUAUCUCCUUUUCAUUGUCUCUGUUUCUGGUGAAUGUGUUACUGAGCUGUUCAGAGACAUAAGCUUUCAAGGGGGAGAUGUUGAUACUGUUUUUACACCAAGCGCUAAGUACUGCCAACUACUCUGUACCCACCACCCAAGAUGCUUGCUGUUCACGUUCAUGGCUGAAUCAACAUCGGAAGAUCCUACCAAAGGUUUUGCCUGUGUCCUGAAAGACAGUAUUACUGAAACAUUGCCAAAGGUGAAUAUGACAGGAGCAAUUUCUGGAUAUUCUUUUAAGCAAUGUCCACAUCAACUAAGUGCUUGCAACAGAGAUGUUUACGUGGACCUGGACAUGAGGGGCAUGAACUAUAAUGACUCUCUCGCCAGCAGUGCUCAGAAAUGCCAAGAGAGAUGCACAAAUGACAUCCACUGUCAGUUUUUCACGUAUGCUACAAGGCACUUUCCCAGUGCAAAACACCGUCACAUCUGCUUGUUGAAGUACACCCCAACAGGCACACCAACUGGAAUAGCCAAGCUCAGUAAUGUGGUUUCUGGAUUUUCACUCAAGUCCUGUGCACUUUCUAACCUAGCUUGUAUUAGGGACAUUUUCCCCAGUACAGCAUUCUCAGACAGUAAUGUCGGCAGUGUUAUGGCUCCAGAUGCCUUUGUCUGCCGCCGACUUUGUACCCAUCAUCCCACCUGCUUGUUCUUUACCUUCUUUUCCCAAGAAUGGCCAAAAGAAUCUCAAAGAAACCUCUGUCUCCUUAAAACAUCUCAAAGUGGAUUGCCAAGUACACGCAUUACAAAGGACCAUGCCCUUUCUGGUUUCAGUCUACAAAACUGUAGGCACAGCGUCCCAGUAUUCUGUCAUUCUUCAAUUUACCAUGACACUGAUUUCUUGGGAGAGGAAUUGGAUAUUGUUGAUGUGAAAGGACACGAAGCUUGUCAGAAAACUUGUACCAGUGCCAUCCGCUGCCAGUUCUUUACCUAUUCCCCACCUCAAGAAUCUUACAAUGAAAGAAAGGGCAAAUGUUACUUGAAACUUUCUUCCAAUGGAUCUCCAACUAAAAUACUUCAUAGAAGAGGAGGCAUCUCUGGAUAUACAUUAAGAUUAUGUAAAAUGGAUAAUGUGUGCACAACCAAAAUCAAGCCCAGAAUUGUUGGAGGAGCUCCAUCGGGUCACGGAGAGUGGCCAUGGCAGGUAACUCUGCACAUCACAUCCCCAACUCAGAGACACUUCUGUGGAGGCUCUAUCAUCGGAAACCAGUGGAUAUUAACAGCUGCUCAUUGUUUCUAUGGGGUAGAAUCACCUAAACUUUUACGUAUCUAUGGUGGCAUUGUAAAUCAAUCUGAAAUAAAUCAGGAAUCUUCUUUCUUUGGGGUUCAAGAAAUAAUAAUUCAUGAUAAAUAUACAAUGGCAGAAAGUGGGUAUGAUAUUGCCUUGUUGAGACUGGAAACAACCAUGAAUUACACAGAUUCUCAACGACCUAUCUGCCUACCUUCCAAAGGAGAUAGAAAUAUAAUGUAUACUGACUGCUGGGUGACUGGAUGGGGGUACAGAAAACUAAGAGAUAAAAUCCAAAACACACUCCAAAAAGCCAAGAUACCCUUGGUGUCACAUGAAGAAUGCCAGACAAAAUACCGAGGGCAUAAAAUAACCAACAAGAUGAUCUGUGCAGGCUAUAAAGAAGGAGGGAAGGAUGCCUGUAAGGGAGAUUCCGGGGGACCCCUGUCCUGUAAACACAAUGAAGUCUGGCAUUUGGUAGGGAUCACAAGCUGGGGCGAAGGUUGUGGUCAAAAGGAACGGCCGGGAAUUUACACCAACGUGGUCAAAUAUGUGGACUGGAUUUUGGAAAAAACGCAAGCUGCGUGA
Molecule: messenger RNA, 1878 nt
Organism: Dipodomys ordii (Ord's kangaroo rat)
Lineage: Eukaryota; Metazoa; Chordata; Mammalia; Rodentia; Heteromyidae
Gene: F11
Product: coagulation factor XI
Exons: 14
Coding region: 1-1878 (625 amino acids)
Biological process (GO): proteolysis
Cellular component (GO): extracellular region
Molecular function (GO): protein binding; serine-type endopeptidase activity
Source: RefSeq, a predicted model, not a curated record